Brachypodium distachyon (stiff brome) is the source of this 2644-nucleotide messenger RNA. RefSeq lists its product as uncharacterized. The coding region runs from base 522 to 2459 and encodes 645 amino acids. Gene Ontology annotation, biological process: positive regulation of growth. The transcript has 13 exons. NCBI's taxonomy places the organism in Eukaryota, Viridiplantae, Streptophyta, Magnoliopsida, Poales, Poaceae. The record is from RefSeq and is a predicted model, not a curated record.
AAACAAAUAUAAAUAGAAUUCUCGCGCAUCAAAAGGGAAAAGAAAAGCGGCCAUUUCUCCGAUCAAAUCCACAUCGGAAUAACCACCGAAAAGCACAGGGUUCCUACUUCCUACCGUCCGGCCAGCCGCCAUCACGCCGUGGGUGGGAGGUGCCUGUCGCCGCUCCGGGCGCGGCCUCCCGCUGCUUUAGCGCGGGUUUUCGGGCAAAUUUUGGUCGCGCCAAAGGAGAACUAAUCUGUGUGUUUUUUCUUAAUAGUCUCCUCAUCCUGCCUCCGACAACGCCGGCUUCCUUGACUAAUCGGCGGGGGAAUUUCCGCGGCGUUUUGGCCGAUAGUUGUUCGUCUUCCCUCCGUUCCGUAUGGUGCUCGAAUCGAAAGAGAGCUCAUCCACCCCCUUCGUCGGUUUCUUGGUGGGUGGGUCUUGGUCUUCCGUUGGUUGUCUUGCCUGGCGCCCCGUCAACGCGAAGGCUUUGCGCUGCUCUGACCGGUGUUGUUGACUUGUUGGGCAUUGGCCCUCCUGCCAUGGGCGGCGUGUGCUCGGCAGGGAUCGCCGGGGACAGGUCGCCCGCGGAGCUCUCGUUCCGGGCCUUCUCCGGGUUCGUGGUGGAGCAGGAGUUCAAGGCCUUCUCGGCCGCCGGCAAGGCACAGGGCAAGAACAAGACCGCGCCGGUAGAGGAGACGGCCAGCUUCUCCGAGAAUGGCUCGCCCCCGUGCACCAGCCGAUCAAUCCCCAAGGAGUCGCACUUGACCCGUGCCUCGUCAGAGAAGCACAAGAAGGCCGGUGGGAAGCCCAGGCAAAGCACCUCCGGCAAGGUUUCAGACAGAGCUUCAGUGUUCGGCAGAGCGAGCACCUCGGCAGUGCAGGUCUUGGACACGCUGAGCAGCAGCAUGUCCAGCCUGAGUCCCGGAGGAGGCAGCGGGUUUGCGACCGGGGCGGCGGUGAAGGGGAACCGGGUGUCGAUCCUCGCCUUCGAGGUCGCCAACACGGUCGUCAAGGGCAUGAGCCUCAUGCAGUCCCUGUCCACGGAGAACCUCAAGCAUCUCAAGGAGACCGUGCUCCGGUCGGAAGGCGUGCAGCGCCUGGUCUCCGCCGACAUGGGUGAGCUUACGAGGAUCGCCGCGGCAGACAAAAGGCAAGAGCUGGGAGUGUUCUCGCGGGAGGUGGUCAGGUUUGGCAACCGUUGCAAGGAUCCCCAGUGGCACAACCUUGAUCGAUACUUCUGCAAGCUAGAAUCGGAGAUUGCACCCCAGCCGAACUUGAAAGAAACAGCCAAAGCAGAGAUGCAGCAGUUGAUGACACUUGUUCGGCACACGGCUGAUCUCUACCAUGAAUUGCAUGCACUCGAUAGGUUCGAGCAAGAUUAUCGCCGUAAAUUGGAGGAAGAGAAAAGAUCAAUUGUAUCUGAAAGAGGGGACACCAUUCAGAUCAUAAGACAAGAAUUGAAGAGCCAAAGGAAGUAUGUACAUAAUUUGAAGAAAAAAUCUCUUUGGAAUAAGAUACUCGAAGAUGUGAUGGAGAAGCUCGUAGAUAUUGUCCAUUACUUACACGUUGAGAUUCGAGAUGCUUUUGGGUAUUGUGAUGGAGCUGUACCAUUGAAUGGAUCUUCCGAGAGCCAUCAGACGUUAGGGUCGGCUGGCCUGUCGCUGCACUAUGCAAAUAUCGUUUCGCAGAUUGACAAUAUCGUUUCCCGAAGCUCUGUUCCUCCACAAAGUACACGAGACGCGCUCUAUCAAGGGUUACCUCCAAAUGUUAAGUCUGCUCUCCGAAUACGACUGCAAACUUGCUCAGAGUUUCAGGAGGUUCCGAUCACCCAAACCAGAUCCUCCAUGGAGAAAACACUGCAAUGGAUCGUCCCUGUCGCUAACAACACAACCAGAGCACACCAUGGAUUCGGAUGGGUCGGCGAGUGGGCAAACACAGGGAACGAUCUGAUGCGGAGGGCGGCCGUGCAACCGGAGGCGCUCAAGAUCGAGACGCUCCACCACGCGUCCAUGGCAAAGGCGGAGGCGUGCAUCCUGGACCUGGUGGUGUGGCUCCACCGGCUCAUCAGCUACAACAACGGCGGCUGCAGCCCUGGAGCCGGAGGCAGGUCGCCGAGCAGGAGGAGCGGCAGAUCCCCCACCCGCUCUCCGAGCCCGCCCAGCAAGACGGCCCUGCUCACCAGCGAGGACCGGGAGAUGCUUGCGGAGGUGUACAUGCGGCGGCGCCAAUGGCGGCCACCAGGGAAGAGCAAGAGCCAGGAGCUGUCGUCGUCGUCGUCGAAGCGGGCGGCGGAUGCGGCGCUGAACAAGGACGACAGGCUGAGCAAGAGCAGCAACCACUCCAUGUUCCCGCUGGCGAGGAGGCCCCGCGCUGCGGCUCCCGCCGUCGUUGGAUUCGACAUCGACGGCAUCGAGGCGCGGGGGCCGGGCGCGGUCCGUGGUAGAGCGGCGGCGGACGGCGUUAAAAAACAAUGGUGAAAUCACACGUCUCGCCGCCGUGAAUUGUAUUUUUGUUUUUUGGGAAGCGGAUUGUAUAUUGGUUUUUGGAACUGUUAAUUGUAGUACUAGCAUAGUAUAAUGUUUUGAAAACGAAUUACACUAGUAAUAUGCUUUUUGUUGAUGGCUUGUACUCCUACUUGAUAAACUUUCUAAAAUUUGACUAA